Messenger RNA from Trichoderma citrinoviride, 753 nucleotides. RefSeq lists its product as hypothetical. The record is from RefSeq and is a predicted model, not a curated record. The coding region runs from base 1 to 753 and encodes 250 amino acids. NCBI's taxonomy places the organism in Eukaryota, Fungi, Ascomycota, Sordariomycetes, Hypocreales, Hypocreaceae. Gene Ontology annotation, biological process: mycotoxin biosynthetic process. The transcript is spliced from 4 exons.
AUGCCAGCCAGUUUUGUCGACGACGAGUCCGGAUCGAAGGAAUUCCUAAUCGAGCACCGGCCGGCUGAGAAAAAGACUACUCGACAAUGGAGUUUCCUUUUCGUUUCUUUGGCUAUCUUGACAGUCAUUGGACUGAUUGAGCUGAUAGUGCUUGCAAUCAUCUUUGGUCAACUCAGCCCUCAGAAUCACAUACAGCCACUAUUGAGCGAACUAAAUCAUUUGGUUCCGACAUUUUCCACUCGCCAAGUGCUCUUUCGAACCGAUCCGUCAGCCACAGUCGAUCAGCAGGACGAAAGAUCAAGGAACAAGACUCGGGAGAACUGGCUUUCAUACAUGCCGAGAGGAAAUGGAUUCAUUGAAGUGAAUCAUACCGACAAGUACAUUCUACCAGAGCCGAUCUUGUUUAAAGGCAAACAGGUUUACUCACUUGCUGUUUUCCACCAGCUACAUUGUUUAUACGCGAUUAUGGAUAUGUACAAUAACUUGACAAGCCCUGCACAGCAGACGCAGACGGGUUCUGCGCAACAAGCGACUCUCAACAUCAGUUCAGAUUCUCAUGGGCACAUAAACCACUGCUUCAGAUACCUCCGCCAGUCUCUGCUGUGUUGCGGAGAUACGGCGUUGGAGGGACAGAUUCCGAACAGUAAUAUAAGCGGCACAGAUGGGACAGGAGCAGUUCAUAUGUGUAAAGAUUUCGAGGCUAUCAGGUCGUGGGCCGAAGAGAAGAGACUGGAUGAUAGGAAGCACCCAUGA